Messenger RNA from Lolium rigidum, 1927 nucleotides. RefSeq lists its product as uncharacterized. The record is from RefSeq and is a predicted model, not a curated record. The transcript has 2 exons. NCBI's taxonomy places the organism in Eukaryota, Viridiplantae, Streptophyta, Magnoliopsida, Poales, Poaceae. Gene Ontology annotation, cellular component: endoplasmic reticulum. Gene Ontology annotation, biological process: ubiquitin-dependent protein catabolic process. Gene Ontology annotation, molecular function: ubiquitin-like protein conjugating enzyme binding; ubiquitin protein ligase activity. The coding region runs from base 220 to 1584 and encodes 454 amino acids.
CUCUUCCCUGUCCUGUGUCUGUGUGGGAGCCGGAGGCGGAGACGGAGCCGGCCCCGGAGGCGGAGCAGCCGGCCCUAAGAGGAGGACAAGGAGGAGGCUUCUGCCUGUUCUCGCCGCUCUUCGUCCUCGGAUCCGAUCUAUUCAUCUGCGACUCGGGCCACCUCUAGGGUUCGUCCAAUCCAGUGUCCCCGCGGAGGCAGAAAAACCAGUGCAAUCCGCAUGGCCGGCUGGGCUGAUUCCGGCAGCAGCCGGGGACGAGGAGGAGGAGGAGGCGGCGGGUUUGCCAACCGCGGUGGCGCCAACAACAUGAACACCAGGUGGAGAGCCAGGACGCCGGCACAGCACCAGCAGCAACAGAACGAGCAACAACAGCACCAGCAGCAAUAUCAACAGCACCAACAUCAACAACAGCAGCAGCACCACCAGCAUCAACAACACCACCAGCAGCAGCAGCAACCGCGUCACUACCGCCCUGUCAACGACAAUGACCAAUCUUCGCAGCACCGGCACCACCUGGCCGCGGGAGGGCCGUAUCCAGGUCAUCACCGCAGGCAGCGGAGCUUCUCCACCUCCACCAGCCACCCGCAAGCAACUCAUCCACCGCAAACCCAUCCCACCCCCACAGACCACAAGUCUCCUGCCCCGGCCACCAACGCCAGUGCCAAUGCAAUCGCCAGCGAACCCGACGACAAGGCUAGGCGCAACGCCGCCAAUUUCGAGUGCAACGUCUGCUUUGACAUGGCCGACGACCCCGUCGUCACCAAGUGCGGCCAUCUCUUCUGCUGGGAGUGCCUCUACCAGUGGCUCCACGUGCACUCGCACCACCGCGAGUGCCCUGUCUGCAAGGGCGAGGUCGCCGACGAUGCCAUUAUUCCCAUCUAUGGGCGCGGAGGCUCUGCGGCCUCUGUUCAUACCGCGCCACCAAGGCCCACUGGGGCCAGAGUUGAGAGCUCCAGGCAGCAGCAGCAGCAGGCUGCUCUGGACUGGCAUAUGGCCCAUGACGACGAGGAUGGCAACCCCAUGGAUGAUCUCCAACGUCUCUUUGGGGUUAGCUUUCUGAGAGAUGCUAUGAUGAGUCUCAUGCCCGGUGAUGACGCGGACAUGGAAGACUACACUAAUCCCUACCACCAUCCCGACCUCUUUGAUGACCCCUAUAAUGUAACGGACUUUCAGUCGUUUGUCGCUGCUGGUGCUGGCUCUUCAAGGGGACAUGGUCGUCAUGAUGUUAGUGCUGAUGACAUAAUUGGAACAUUCUUUGACUACACCACCCCUCAGGAGCCAGGUUUUGUGUAUCGUGGUGGUCGCCGUCAGCGUGGAAGAGCAAGAGGAGCAGCAUCUGCAGAUCAUUCCGGCUUCGCUGAAAUGAUGGGGGGUAGCUGGUCGAUGGGGGGCAGCAGCAGCAGCGCAUCUUACCGUGAUACUGGUGCCAGUGGUCCUCAUGUUAAUAAUAGUGCAGGUGGUUCCUCUCGGCCUAAUGGUGGAUGGACCGAGAGGAGAGGAAGAAGCAACCGGAAUUCGUAUUCAGGUGGUGGUGGAAGAGGGACCCAGAACAAUGGCAGGAGACAGGGAGCAAAUUACAAUUGAUCUUGGCCCGACUUGAUGAUGACCGUGGUGAUCAGAAUAAACAGAGCUUUGAAUUCUUCUUCCUUCCGGCCUAAUGGUGGAUGGACGAAGAGAAGAGGAAGAAGCAACCAGAAUUCUAAUUCAGUUGGUGGAAGAGAGGAUGCAGAACAGCAGGAGACAAGGAAGAACGGGGCUACAUUUGCUCUUGUUCCUGGCCUGGUGAUAGUGGCAACCAAAUAAGUUCAGCUUUGAAUUCAUCUUUCUUCCUCUUCUUUUUCUUUCUUUGCUUUUCCUCUUUAUUUUGACUUUGGUGAACGUUUCUCUCGGUUGAUGCAAUGCAAUUGACAAUACAUGUGGUUAUAUA